AUGUGCGCCUCAGCUGUUUCGUCAGCGGGCGCGCUGCGACGUCACACAGUGGCCGCACCGCAGUCGCGCGUCCUCGCUCCGGGCGCUCAGUUUCGCUGCGCCGCUGGUGUCGUCUGGACGGCGCGACCCCCCGCUCUGCAGACAGCCAAACGGCCGACACUUCCGCCGACCUCCCCGUUUCGUCUCGCCGGGCGUCACACGGGAUGGCUGAGUGAGCAGGCGAUGGGUGCCAGGAUGGAGUCGUUCUGCUGCUGCUGCUCCCUGAAGAGCGGCUGCGUGAUAGUGGCCAUUGUGUACGUGCUGUUGGGAUCGCUGAUGGUGAUCCUCGGUGCUGGUCCUCUAGUUCUAGAUGCUCUGCCAGAGGAUGAAGCGUUUUCUAUCUACAAAUACCAAGCACGCGAAUCAUCAGUUUACGACUGGGUCCCAUGCAUGAGCGGGAACAUCAGUAAGAAUGACUUGAUCAUGCUAUCCAGCAUCAUCCUGACCACGGUUGGAGCGCUGCUGGUCAUCUUCAACAUAGUGCUCAUCCUGGGAUCCUGCAACGAGCGUCGAGCGGCGCUGCUGUGCUGGCUGGUGGUGGACUACUGCUGGCUGGCCGUGGUGCUGGUGGCCCACAGUGGCGCCGCCACACUAGCCUUCCUCUCCAGCUGCUCGGGCACCGGCUUCGUCAUCGCCGUCGUCGCCAUUCCAGCCCUCAGCUCCAUCACGUACUGCCACCUGGUGGUGGACGGAUUCGCUCAGCAGCUGCGAGAACGUCGCCGGUCCCGGUUGGCUGCAGUAAACUGCGAGAAGUCCUGGGACUGAUGGCGCUUUCGUCCCUGCGGAUUGUCUGAAGGCGAGCAUCGCGAAGGGAGGCUGCUGGCUGCAUCCAAAGUGUCACGACACAGCUAUUGACUGUCGCCUGCCUGGUCCGACCUCGGCGUUGCUUCCGUGAUGGUGCGUCGAGACGAGUGGUAGAACUGGUGUUCCUUAACUCAUACCAAAGUAACUUCCCGACCCCCACCUUUCACUCCCAAACUCACUUUUGGGGCCUAAGCUCUGCUGAUCAUUCUCCUGUGGAAAAAGAAGUUCAUCGUUUGAAAGAGAACAUAAAAUAACAAACUAUGUGUUUAUAGUGCAGAUAAUAAUAACUAGGAGUGAGGAGAAAGCAGAGUUUCCAGAUGGUGUCGUGCGUCUCAUUGCUGCCUUGUUAUUAACGUGAAUACAAUGAACUGUUUCGCAGUGAAAAUAACUACAGGUACCAGCAUACGAUAUUUUCAACUGUUGAACAAUGUUCCAUUUUAAUCAAACAGUUGCAGACUUCUUCCUCCUGUGGAAACGUGAUUUUCUUAAGCAGAGACCAUGUCUCUUCGCGCUUACUUCGACUGUCCCUCUAUCCCUUCUGUCUUUUUUUGUUCAGUGGUUGAUAUGAAGUGACGUGUGCAGUUGUAGUGUCUGAAAAGACAACAAAUAGCGCUGCAUUGUGACAGUUGUGGACUUAGCUGUAAGAAAUGCUCAGUUGUUCCACAGUCGUAUAAUCUGAACGUAUCUGUUGACGCAAAGGAAACGCACUACCGGCACAGGAAUAUGAGAACUUCAAUGCUUGAUGCAGGACCACAUGAAGCUAUAUAGUACUAAUAUUAACGUGAUGUUUUAUGUAUACAGAUCUUGUUGCUACUGCCUGUGACAAUAGUGAAAUAAAAAUGGCACAUUGA
This is a messenger RNA of Schistocerca nitens (vagrant locust), 1694 nucleotides long. RefSeq lists its product as uncharacterized. The transcript has 7 exons. NCBI's taxonomy places the organism in Eukaryota, Metazoa, Arthropoda, Insecta, Orthoptera, Acrididae. The record is from RefSeq and is a predicted model, not a curated record. Bases 1 to 804 code for a protein of 267 amino acids.